This is a messenger RNA of Meloidogyne enterolobii, 241 nucleotides long. The record is from the annotation of a GenBank genome assembly. Lineage: Eukaryota; Metazoa; Nematoda; Chromadorea; Rhabditida; Meloidogynidae.
UUAUUUCCAGAUAUUUAUUUUUUUAUUUUUAAAGGCAGCCAAAGGAUUAAAUUUUUUAAUGGAUAGAGGGAUUUUACAUAAACGUUUAACUGCUCGUUCUUGUUUGUUAGACAAUAUGGAGAAUUUACGUCUUUCUGAUUUUUGGACAGAAAAUGAUCCUGGAGAUUUAAAUCUUUUUCAAAGAAAUUUACCAAAUUCUAUUAGUCAAAGGACUAUUAUGUUUAGUGAUGGAUGGCGGUAA